Cotesia congregata is the source of this 462-nucleotide messenger RNA. The record is from the annotation of a GenBank genome assembly. NCBI's taxonomy places the organism in Eukaryota, Metazoa, Arthropoda, Insecta, Hymenoptera, Braconidae.
UUAAUCGAUAUGCAUGAUAAUAUGCCACCCGACCGAUGGCUCAAUGACACUGAAAUUCAUGUUCUUCUCAGUAUAAUAUGCGAUGAAUCAUUUAUACGUUAUCGACUACGUGAAAUCAAUGGUGACCGUUUCAUUGGUGAAAAUUAUCCGGGGUCUAUUCUCAUUGAGUCCACCAAUAAUCAACUUUGGGAAGAAAAUUUGAGAAAAAAAUGUAAUGAAUUGAUAGAAGAUAUUGGUGCUGAAAAAAUGUACAAUUAUUGGAAAGAGUGGUAUGCUGGUUACGAUAGAAACUUUCGUACUAUUCUAUGCCGUGGCGAUGUUGGAAUAUUACGUGAAUGUCGCAGUUUCAAAGACGUAGUUGAAUUACCAGCUCUUGAAGAUGAUGAAGAUGAUGAAGAUGAAGAAGAAGAUUCUGACUAUGGUAUCAAAAUAAAUGCUAAACUUGAAUGUACCUAUGAUUGA